This is a messenger RNA of Medioppia subpectinata, 447 nucleotides long. NCBI's taxonomy places the organism in Eukaryota, Metazoa, Arthropoda, Arachnida, Sarcoptiformes, Oppiidae. The record is from the annotation of a GenBank genome assembly.
AUGAAUUUUGAAAUGUAUUUUGACAUAACAUCGACGGCUCUCGUAAUCCAUUUGUUGUCCGUAUGUAUGUCUCAUCCGGAUGUGAACAGCGGUUGGGGUUACGACUGUCUGCCCGACCGUAAGGCCGAAGUGGUGUCCAAAGUGUAUCCCCGACUCAUCCAGUGUUUCGACAACAGAUGGGGUCCGAAGAAUGACACUCUCAUUGAUUGUUGCCAUGAGUUUGAAUUGAUUACUGCAAUGAAGACUGUGUCGCCGGUGCCAGUGCGGGAGGCCAUAUCAGAAAACCACCAUGAUUGUAUGACCAACUAUGACAUCGAAGUGGACAAAGACUUUUGCGACAAACAGGAAAACAUGAGUUCAAUGGGAGUCCCGCCGGGCUUUGGCGACGACUAUAACUGUUAUGAUUUGGUUUAUAACUAUCGCACGAAAUACGAGAGAAAUGCCGAU